AUCACCAUGGCUGCAGUGGAUCGCUUCUACCUCUUGUACAGAGAGAUCAGUCGUUCCUGCAAUUUUUACAUAGAGGCCCUGGCUAUAGUUGGAGCUUGGUACACAGUCAGAAAGUGUGUCUCUCUUGCGUUUGAUGCUUACAGCAUGCUUAGGUUGCAUAUAAUUCCAAAGCUGGGUGGCGAGAUUGAUCUUGUCAAGCAGUAUGGAAAAUGGGCCGUGGUCACUGGUAGCACAGAUGGUAUCGGGAAGGCGUAUGCUGAAGAACUGGCAAAGCGUGGUGUCAACAUCAUCUUAAUCAGCCGAAACAAAGAAAAGCUGGAGGCUGUAUCUAGAAGCAUAUCUGAAACUUAUAAAGUGGAAACAGAUUUCAUAGUAGCUGACUUCAGCAAGGGGCGUGAGCCUUACCCAGCCAUUAAGAAGGCUCUGAAAGACAGAGAAAUUGGCAUUUUGGUGAAUAAUGUAGGAAUGUUUUAUCCCUACCCGGACUAUUUUACCAACCUGUCUGAGGAUAUGCUGUGGGACAUGAUCAACAUAAAUAUUGCUUCUGCUAACAUGAUGAUGCAUAUCGUGCUGCCAGGCAUGGUACAGAAGAAGAAAGGGGCAAUUGUGAAUGUUUCUUCUGCAUCCUGUUGUCAGCCGACACCAAUGUUGACAAUCUAUGGAGCCUCUAAAACCUACUUGGACUAUUUCAGUAGAGCACUACAUUAUGAGUAUGCCUCAAAAGGAAUUUUUGUUCAGAGUUUAACCCCAUUCAUAAUUACUACAAGAAAAGUAGCAUGCAGCAGCACUGCAUCAAAGAGAUCCUUCUUUUUUCCUUCUGCUGAAGAAUAUGCAAGUCAUGCUGUUUCUACUCUUGGGUUAUCCACAAGGACUACUGGUUACUGGAAGCACGCAAUAAAGUUCACGUUGGGUUGGCUUGCAAUCAGCUUUGCUAAUUCUUCUAGGGAGUUAACUUUGCCAUCAGAAAUGGAGUACAGGACUCAGCUACCACAUCCUGAGUGA
Gymnogyps californianus (California condor) is the source of this 1002-nucleotide messenger RNA. It is a transcript of the gene HSDL1, whose product is annotated as hydroxysteroid dehydrogenase like 1. The coding region runs from base 7 to 1002 and encodes 331 amino acids. The record is from RefSeq and is a predicted model, not a curated record. Gene Ontology annotation, molecular function: oxidoreductase activity. The transcript is spliced from 5 exons. Lineage: Eukaryota; Metazoa; Chordata; Aves; Accipitriformes; Cathartidae.